Molecule: messenger RNA, 2339 nt
Organism: Macroventuria anomochaeta
Lineage: Eukaryota; Fungi; Ascomycota; Dothideomycetes; Pleosporales; Didymellaceae
Product: MBOAT-domain-containing protein
Exons: 2
Coding region: 331-2289 (652 amino acids)
Biological process (GO): ergosterol metabolic process
Cellular component (GO): endoplasmic reticulum membrane
Molecular function (GO): ergosterol O-acyltransferase activity
Source: RefSeq, a predicted model, not a curated record
AUCGUACCUGCCUCCGCAUUGCAGUGCGUCAUGGUCGACCCUGGCUUACUACCGAAGUUCCGCGAACAACCACUUCACGGUCCUAUUCGUUUUGUCCGCGGGCCUCAGCGGAUGUCAAAGGUCGCGUGCGCUGCAUAGAGUUCAGAGUUGGUCUGUACUUCUUGUACUUCUUUGCCGACUCCCGUACGCGUAUAAAUCUCGAUGUUGUCAUCACACGAUCCGCACACAGCAGAGCUCGCGUCAAAGCUCCUUCUUAACCCCACAUGACGGCCGCCUGAAGCUUGGAACUUACACAACUCAGCGACGUUCUCAGAGUUGUCAAUACAUCACAUGAUGACGACGAACGAUACCGAGCGCCGACCCUCGGUCAUGGCGCACGCGCUCGAUGGACUGUUGAACACGCCACGAACUGAGAGAGAGGGUUCAUGGACACCAGAAGGCUCCUCAGACAUGUCAGAUGUAGAUGGUGCAACCCAAUUGAGAGCUACAACGAAGGCGGAUGCCACCGAAAAUCGAAGUGGGAACACAACGGCGAUACCGUCUGACGGCAGUGAAGACGGGGCAUUUGAUGACAAGAGAGACGACAACAGAUAUAAGAAAAAGAGGAAGAGCAUCCAGGUUUUGAUUGACGACUCGGGAAAGAAGACGCAGCACAGUCUCACAGCAGAAGACUUCCGAGAGAUCAUGCGCUCCGGUAUGCAGAAGGAGGUGGAGAAGCUGAGUGGAAAAUCUAAAGCCAGGAUCCGAGACCUAGUCUUCACUCGUCAGUUCACGACCUUCGAUCGUCAAAAUCCUAGCGCAUCGCAAUCGCCCUUCCACGGUUUCUUCACGUUGUUCUGGAUUGCAAUGGCACUGCUGCUCACGCGGAUUGCAGCCUGGAACUACAAGGAGCAAGGGUCAGUGUUUGGCAAUGCAGAGAUAUUGCACUUGAUGGUAGAUCGCGAUCUAUUCGUACUAUUGGCCACAGACGCGGCUAUGUGUGCUGCCACUAGCUUUGGCUUUUUCUUGCACAAAGCUAUCGCUGCCGGCUACCUUUCAUGGGGUGGCUCAGGUUGGAUCAUCCAGUCCGUGUGGCAAUUGUUCUUCACAGGCUUCGUCAUUUUUUGGACGUUCUGGAGAGAGUGGCCUUGGACACACACAGUUUUCGUCGUAUUGCACGUUUUUGUGCUGCUUAUGAAGCAGCAUGCAUACUCUUUUUACAACGGUUACCUAUCUCGUGUAUAUCGCAGGCGUAACUUGCUUGAACAAAAACUUCGUCAACUUGACGACUUGAACGCACACCAGGGCCCCUCACCAACGUUACCUAGUGUAGAAACGUUGGCAGCAACUGGCAUAGAGCGCCCAAAUGACAACACUCUGUCACAUCGCAAAAGCCGUGGCCCGAAAUACUCGACCGACUUCACCACAGAAGGAUCACAGAUUGCGUCUAUUGGCCAAGCUAUCGAGACCAGUGAGCCUCUAGAUGCUGAACAAAUUCAAGCCUUUCAUCGUGUUCUCACAACCGAGGUCACGAUCCUUGAUGAAGAACUCCGCGGCAAAUGCACAACGACCGACAACAUGUAUCCCAACAACCUGACCAUGAACAACUUCGUUGAAUGGACUUGUCUACCUACCUUAGUCUAUGAUCUCGAGUACCCCCGCCAAGAGCGCAUUAAUUGGUGGUACGUGGCCGAGAAAGCUGCCGCUACACUGGGUGUCAUCUGGAUUAUGAUCGUCAUAUCGCAAGCAUACAUCUACCCUGUCGUCAUUGAGACCACAAGACAGAAAGAGGCAGGCAUGUCGCUCGAUGAACGCUGGAAAGAGUUUCCCUGGGUCGUCAGCGACAUGCUGUUCCCCAUGCUACUCGAACAGCUCCUCUCUUGGUACGUCAUCUGGGAAUGCCUUCUCAACGUUCUGGCCGAGACCACGCGCUUUGCCGACCGUGGCUUCUACGGUGACUGGUGGAACAGUGUGAGUUUUGACCAGUAUGCACGCGAUUGGAACAGGCCGGUUCAUAACUUCCUGUUACGCCACGUCUAUCACUCUUCAAUCUCGUUCUUUCACCUGUCUAAGAUGCAGGCAACUUUCUUCACCUUUCUGCUCAGCGCUAUCGUGCACGAGGUGCUCAUGUUCUGCAUCUUUCACAAAGUCAGAGGGUAUCUCUUUACAUUUCAGCUGACGCAGCUUCCGCUCGCGGCGUUCAUGAAGUCCAGGUGGAUGAAAGGGAGACAUACGCUGGGCAACGUGAUAUUUUGGUUUGGGUUGUUCAUUGGGCCAAGUGUCAUCACCAGUCUGUAUUUGAUAGUUUGAACUUGUUUGUAGCUGAAUGAGAAGACCUAGCUGGGUCGCUUGCAAGCCGC